This is a messenger RNA of Plasmodium knowlesi strain H, 1128 nucleotides long. Its product is annotated as bifunctional farnesyl/geranylgeranyl diphosphate synthase, putative. Bases 1 to 1128 code for a protein of 375 amino acids. Lineage: Eukaryota; Apicomplexa; Aconoidasida; Haemosporida; Plasmodiidae. Gene Ontology annotation, cellular component: cytoplasm. The record is from RefSeq and is a predicted model, not a curated record. Gene Ontology annotation, molecular function: (2E,6E)-farnesyl diphosphate synthase activity; dimethylallyltranstransferase activity. Gene Ontology annotation, biological process: trans, trans-farnesyl diphosphate biosynthetic process. The transcript has 11 exons.
AUGAAGGAGAAAAAUUCGGAGGAGGCGGAUAGUGGCUUGGCCUUUUUUAAAAAUAUGUAUGAUAAGUAUAGAGACGCAUUCUUGAAUCAUCUGAAGGAGUACGCACUGGAAGAGGAAAUCAAGGAACAUAUCUCCAAGUACUACAAGCUACUGUUUGAUUACAACUGCUUGGGGGGAAAAUACAAUAGAGGAAUUCUAGUCAUCCUCAUUUACGAAUAUGUGAAGAAUAGAGAUAUCAAUAGCAUCGAAUGGGAGAAGGCAGCCUGUUUGGCGUGGUGCAUAGAAAUCCUACAAGCCUCCUUCCUCGUGGCGGACGACAUCAUGGAUAAGGGAGAAAAGAGGAGGAAGAAAUACUGCUGGUACCUCUUAAAAGACGUGGAGACGAAGAACGCAGUGAACGACAUUCUUCUGUUGUAUAAUUCUAUUUACAAGCUCAUCGAAAUAUAUCUUCGGAACGAGAGUUGUUACGUGGACAUCCUCUCAACCUUCAGGGAUGCCACUCUAAAAACAAUCAUCGGACAACACCUGGAUACGAACAUUUUUUCAGACAAGUACACUGAUCUGAACAAGGAAAUUGAUGUGAACAAUAUAAAUGUGCCAGAACAGGAAAUCAUUAAUAUUAAUAUGGUUAAUUUUGAGGUUUAUAAAAAUAUAGUUAUCCACAAGACGGCCUAUUACUCCUUCUUUCUUCCCAUUGUGUGUGGAAUGCUACUAGGCGGAAUUGCCGUAGACAAUUUGAUUUACAAAAAAAUUGAAGGCAUAUCCAUGUUAAUGGGCGAGUACUUCCAGGUCCAUGACGACUAUUUGGACGUCUUCGCAGACAGCAAAAAUACAGGGAAGGUGGGCACGGACAUUCAGAACAACAAAUUGACGUGGCCCUUGAUAAAGGCCUUUGAACUAUGCUCCGAAUCGGACAAAAUGAAAAUAGUAAAAAAUUACGGCCAGAAUAACUUAGCCUGUGUAAAAGUCAUCGAAAGCAUUUAUGAGCAGUACAAGAUUAAGAAACACUACGAGGAUUACGAAAGGGCUCAGAAGGAAAGAAUAUUAAGUGCUAUAAACGAGUUACACCACGAAGGCAUAGAAUACGUACUCAAGUACCUCAUGGAAAUUCUAUUCACUGGUGCAUAG